AUGGGUGUGAUGGCAGCUCAUCCUGACUCUUCGUCCCCGUUGCCCACAGUUAAGGAGGAGGAUGUCUUAUUUAAAACCUACAUCCCACCUGCUCGAGAUGCCAUCCAUUUACCCAUUCAUGUCUUCUACAUCAUCCUCGCAUGUAUGGUCAUAGUAGCAACCCUCUAUGCCAUCAUCGGACACCUCAUCAAAGACCUGAUUCACGAUUUAGCAGAUUAUCUUUUCGGAAAGCAGCCAGAUGAGGUCCAGAUCAACCCGUGUGAGACCAGAGAUAAGUUCAUGGUAGACUGGUGUCCAGAAACGAGUCCAGAGCUGGAGGAGAUGGCCCGUGCUGAGGAGAUCAAGGUGAUGAUGGAGGGCUGCAGGCCGACACCGGCCAUCUGGAUCAUCUCUGACGGGAUCGAUCCCAGAGCGCCGCGCACCGGGCCGCGGGUGGCGUUCGGAAAGAAUGUAUAGCAGGUGGAGGCAUCGAGCCAUACUGUAAUACUGUUGUGACACCUACUGGUGAUUACUGUGUACUGCAGGGAAAGAAGCAUACAAUCAUACAAAUACAACAAAUGAUUCAAUAAUUAUUUAGCAAGGCGGGUUUUUAACUAUAAGAAUAAAGAUUAGUUUUUCAUCUUUGAAGUCCAGUUGAAACUGACUUAGAAACAGCCAAAAUAAAACAUUUAUUUUAGGCCUUUAAAUUCAUUUGUAUUUCAAUUCAGCAAUUUCUAAUCAAUAUUUUGCUGG
Messenger RNA from Paramisgurnus dabryanus, 732 nucleotides. RefSeq lists its product as uncharacterized. NCBI's taxonomy places the organism in Eukaryota, Metazoa, Chordata, Actinopteri, Cypriniformes, Cobitidae. The record is from RefSeq and is a predicted model, not a curated record.